GGCAUAUUUAUUAUCAUUAUUUAAAAAAAAAAAUACAGCUGUUUCAUUAUUGUAAAUUAAAGUAAUCUAUUUUGCUAUAAAUAUAAACAUGGAGCAAACAAACGAAUUUUUAAAUGAAACAAAUGUUUUUUCCCAGUACAUUGGAAUAAUAAUUGCUAUUUUUGUGAUAAUUUUAAGUCUAGUUUUCUUCACAUGGCGGAGAAGAAAAUCUGCAGGACGCAGUAUUUUGCUCACGGGUUUAAGUGAUGCUGGAAAAACUCUUCUGUACGCACGUUUAGUUCAUGAUAAAUUUAUUGAGACUUAUACAUCUGCAAAAGAAAAUAUCGGUGAUAUUGAUAUUAAUGAUAAAAGUCUCCAAGUAGUUGAUAUCCCUGGUCACGAACGUCUACGAUACAAAUUUAUUGAUAAAUAUAAGACACAAGCUAUUGGUUUAAUAUAUGUCAUAGAUUCUGUUUCUAUACAAAAAGAUAUACGUGAUGUUACUGAAUUUCUAUACAACAUACUAUCAGAUUCAAAAAUCCAAAAGAUUCCCGUGUUAAUUCUCUGCAACAAACAAGACCAAACUAUGGCCAAAGGCAGUGCUGUCAUCAAAACAAUGAUUGAAAAAGAAAUGAAUCUAGUUCGCGUUACUAAAUCCAAUCAAUUAGAAGCAACUGACGCUACGACCGCAUCUUCUUUUAUUGGAAUACAGGGAAAAGAUUUUGAAUUUUCUCAUUUGAAUAUAAAAAUUGAAUUCGCUGAAUCGAGCGCUUUUGAUAAAGAAUCUGAUACUUCUGCUGAUAUUGUCAGUGUUAAUGAUUGGCUUAAAAAAAUUACUUAAUUAAUAUUUGAUAUUUUAAUUAUUAUCAUUAUUGUCUUGUCAUAUUUUUUUAUAUACUUAAUGCUCAUUUAUUUUAAUAAAAAAAUAA
Messenger RNA from Microplitis demolitor, 908 nucleotides. RefSeq names its product signal recognition particle receptor subunit beta (gene SrpRbeta). The coding region runs from base 89 to 820 and encodes 243 amino acids. The transcript has 4 exons. Gene Ontology annotation, molecular function: GTPase activity; GTP binding. Gene Ontology annotation, biological process: Golgi to plasma membrane protein transport; protein localization to organelle; intracellular protein transport. NCBI's taxonomy places the organism in Eukaryota, Metazoa, Arthropoda, Insecta, Hymenoptera, Braconidae. Gene Ontology annotation, cellular component: Golgi apparatus. The record is from RefSeq and is a predicted model, not a curated record.